Messenger RNA from Oryzias latipes (Japanese medaka), 1555 nucleotides. Its product is annotated as secretagogin. The record is from RefSeq and is a predicted model, not a curated record. Gene Ontology annotation, biological process: regulation of presynaptic cytosolic calcium ion concentration; regulation of long-term synaptic potentiation. Gene Ontology annotation, cellular component: cytosol; dendrite; terminal bouton. Gene Ontology annotation, molecular function: calcium ion binding. NCBI's taxonomy places the organism in Eukaryota, Metazoa, Chordata, Actinopteri, Beloniformes, Adrianichthyidae.
ACGCCGUGGCUGAGGAAGACUCUGGCUAAAUUUGCUUUUGGGGACUUGAUCUUCUUUUCUGAUCUCCAACAUGGACGGAGCGCUGGACAAACUGGACGCUGCAGGUUUCUUGCAAAUCUGGCUAUAUUUUGAUAAAGAUGAUAACGGUUACAUCGAGCAAAAGGAGCUGGACGCCUUUUUCAAACACAUGCUGCUUCAUCUUGGCAUGAAGAAGGAGGACGUGACUGAGGAUAAAAUCCAAGAGCUGAGAAGAAGAUGUGCUCAUCGCCCUUCAGCAGACGGACGGCUGCUCAUUCAGCAGCUGGCCUCAGUGAUGCUCCCUGAGGAGGAAAACUUUCUACUUUUAUUCCGCCAAGAGACGCCGCUGGACAACAGCGUGGAGUUCAUGAAGAUCUGGAGAAAAUAUGAUGAAGACAGCAGUGGUUACAUCUCAGCCAAUGAGCUCAAGGGUUUUCUUCAGGAUCUCUUCCUGCAGCACAGGAAGUCCAUCACAGCCAGCAAACUGGAGGAGUACACCGUAACCAUGUUGAAGAUAUUUGACAAAAACCAGGGUGGGAAGCUGGAUUUAAACGAUCUGGCCAGAAUUUUGGCGGUGAAAGAAAACUUUCUGUUGAAGUUUAAGAUGGAUGCUUGUAGCCGGGAGGACCGAAACAGAGACUUUGAGAAGAUUUUUGCUCACUACGAUGUUAGUAAGACUGGAGCGCUGGAAGGCCCUGAAGUGGACGGAUUGGUCAUGGAUAUGAUGGAGCUCGCAAAGCCCAGCAUCAGUGGAGCAGAACUCAACAAGUUCAGGAAAGCCCUGAUGAGCCACUGCGACAUCAACAGAGACGGGAAGAUCCAGAAAAACGAGCUGGCUCUCUGCCUGGGCCUCAAACUCAGCUGAGAUGACGUCUCUGCGUCCGGCCCAGUCCUGUUUUCCUCCAUCAGUGUGGCCCCCUUAUGUUUCCAUCCUUGGUGAUGAUGCUCUUUGGUUUACCCUCCCUUCAUCCAGUUUGCACAGAGAACUGGAAUUUAGUUUGCAUGUUUUAUCCAAAGAAAGCCAAAAUCCUCCUUUAGACAUUUGUGUUUGAUUCGCAUCCUAACAUAUGUGUGGAUUUGAAUGGGUUCUAAAAUCUGCACCUUCUUGACAUGUGACGUGUGAAACCCCAUCUGUGUUCCCCAAAAUAACAUUUUAAGGAUCAAAGCAGAUUUCUAUUUCUACUUCGCAUCUUAUUUAUGAAUCAUUUUAUGCUUUAUUAUGUUGGGGGGGUGGAGGGUAUUGUGUGAGUGUUUUAUAUUCUUUUGUGUGUAAAGGUAUUUGUUGGUACAUUCUUGUACUAUCUAAAUCACUUUGAGUCACAUCCAGGUGUAAUCAAAAUAAAGAUUGCUUUGAUUUGUAUUUUAUUCUGCAAAAAUGGUAAAAUAUGAACAAUUUGUCACUUUUUUUUCAUUUGUCACCAUCUCCUUGUUGUUUACAAAAGUGCUUGACUUCUGUAUUGUCAUUUAAAUAUUAUUCUUUCUGCAAAUUAAAGCCCAAGCAUGAUCUUUAAAAACGAAUAAAUGAAUGGAAAACUUG